CACUAGUUUUUAAGCAUCUGCCGGUGAAUUGAGGCACCCGUGUACAGAAUAUACACACAUUUUGUUGAAUAUUGUGUUGUGAAAAAUAAAUUGCGUGCUAAAAAGUAAACGCCAAAAUGAGUGGCGGCACUAUGUUGUAUGGCGGAGAUGAGAUUGGAGCAUUGGUGUUCGAUCCAGGCCACCAUUCGUUGCGCGUGGGCUACGCUCAAGAAGACUCGCCAAAAGCCGAAAUUCCCUCCGUUGUGGGCAUUGGAGCGAAGGCGCCAGACACCAACUUGGAUCCAGAGACAAAGACAGACAACAGCGUCACGCCAAACAAUGCACGCAAGUACUAUGUGGACACCAACUAUGUGAAUGUGCCGCGAUCCCAGAUGGAGGUGCAAACAUACAUGAAGGACGGCAUGAUUGACAACUGGGAGCUAUUCGAGAAGGUCAUCGACUAUGCGUACGCGAAUGUCAUACAAUCGGAGCCGGAAUAUCAUCCGGUGCUCUUCUCCGAGGCAUCGUGGAAUGUGCGCAACAAUCGGGAAAAGCUCACCGAACUGAUGUUUGAGAAGUACAAUGUGCCAGCAUUUUUCCUGGUCAAAAACGCCGUACUCGCUGCGUUCUCAAGUGGACGUGCAACAGCACUGGUGGUCGACAGUGGCGCCACACACACCUCCGCUGUACCCGUGCACGAGGGAUACGUAUUGUCGCAGGCGGUGGUGAAGUCACCGCUUGGCGGUGAUUUUCUCUCCCGUCAGUGCAGGCAGCACUUGGAGAAGCAUGGCAUUGAUUUGUCGCCCGUGUAUAAGAUUGCCUCCAAAGAUGUGGUCAAGGAGCGAGACAAUGCCCGCUUUACACUACGCAAACUGCCGGAGAAUCUCACGCAAUCGUGGCAGAACUAUAUGACGCAACUGAUGAUGCAGGACUUCCAGAUGAAUGUGUUGCAAGUGCUGGAGAAUCCCUACGAUGAGCGUGUUGCCGCACAAAUACCCAUGGUCCACUAUGAGUUCCCUAAUGGCUAUCAUCAGGACUUUGGCUCGGAGCGUUUCAAAAUUGCCGAGAGUCUAUUUGACAAUGCCAUGCUUGGCGCCGGACAACUUGCGUCCACCAGCGUGGGCAUGUGUGAUGCAGAUGUGCGUUUGUCUCUCUUUGGUUCCGUUGUGGUUACAGGUGGCAAUACACUGCUGCAAGGUUUUCCAGAGCGUCUCAAUCGGGAUCUGCAAUUGCGUGCACCGUCGAAUACACGCUUGAAAAUGAUUUCGGCGAAUGGCAGCGUGGAGCGAAGAUUUGGCGCUUGGAUUGGUGGCUCCAUAUUAGCCAGCAUUGGCACGUUCCAGCAGAUGUGGAUAUCGUCGCAGGAGUACGAAGAAGCCGGCAAGAGUCAAGUGGAACGCAAAUGCCCAUGAAGGACAGUCAGAUUGAAGAAUUCCAAUUUUAAUUGUAAAGACAAAUGCUAAUAACGAUGUAUAAUUGUAUAAGUCAAAAUAACUAUUUAUUGUGUGUGCGCUUCAUUGCGAUAAAGGUGCAUCUAAAUCAAGCCAGCCCGUAAAAUGCACUUUUCUAUGCGAAAGACGGAAGUUGGAUAACAUUGAUGAUGAUUGUUUGAAAGUUCAAAGUCCGGACAUUUUACAAGUGUUCCUGAUAAGUUUCGCUUUUGACAUUUCUAAUAACAUCAGUGAAGAACAUUUUUAAAUGCAAAUUAGCUUAAAACAAUGUUCGAGACAAAAUCACCUUUUUAGAACCCUUUCAUCACCCGAACCUCAGUUUACCAUUUGGUUUUUGCAGUUCUGAUUAAUUCUCAUAAAAGUUAAACAUCAUUUUUUGACUUUGGUAACAUUUUCCUCGAUGGGAGUUAAGUUUAUUUGAUCCGAGAUACUUAAAUACAAUGCCAAAUGCUUAAUAUAGUCUCUAUAUAUAUUUUUUGAUGUGUUUAGUUUGCCGUGGUGGUUUGUUCCUCGCCAUCGCUGGAUGGCUCCAGUUCAUAGGCUAUGGAUAUGGUGAGCAAUUUCGGUGUGCGUCUUCGAUUAUGUUUGGAUUUGGUCUUCGAUUUCUUGUGCAGCUUGUGGCGCUUAAUUGUAUCUCGUGUGAUCUCCGUGCAUAGUUUUAAAAAGCGUCACAUGGCACCGGACAUGGUGUUGUUGCAAACACAUUGCUGAUAACAAUAGAAUACAUCAAUUAAUAAAGAUUAACUAGCAGUAAUAGUAUGACCAGCUCUCACCUUAGCAUUCAGUAUAUCAUCGGACCAAUCUUCUUUGGCAAUGCGCCCGACG
This is a messenger RNA of Drosophila nasuta, 2255 nucleotides long. RefSeq names its product Brahma associated protein 55kD (gene Bap55). NCBI's taxonomy places the organism in Eukaryota, Metazoa, Arthropoda, Insecta, Diptera, Drosophilidae. The record is from RefSeq and is a predicted model, not a curated record. The transcript has 3 exons. Bases 117 to 1391 code for a protein of 424 amino acids.